AUGGGCAACAAACAGACCAUCUUCACCCCGCAGCAGCUGGAUGCCUAUCAGGACUGUACAUUCUUUACCAGGAAGGAAAUUUUGAGGCUGUACGAGCGCUACCGUGACCUGGCCCCUCAGCUGGUGCCGCUCGACUACACCGCUCGGCCAGAUGUGAAGCUGCCGUAUGAGCUCAUCGGCAGCAUGCCAGAGCUGAAGGAUAAUCCUUUCCGUCAGCGAAUAGCAGAGGUGUUCUCGGAGGAUGGCGAGGGAAACAUGACUCUGGACGACUUCUUAGACAUGUUUUCGGUGCUCAGCGAGAUGGCUCCAAGAGACCUGAAGGCCUAUUAUGCCUUCAAGAUUUAUGACUUCAACAACGAUGACUUCAUCUGCAAGUCUGACCUGGAGAAGACGCUGAACAAGCUGACCCGUAACGAGCUGACGGAAGACGAGGUGCGGAUGGUGUGCGAAAAGGUCAUGGACGAGGCCGACCUGGACAACGACGGACGCUUGUCCCUGGAGGACUUCCAACACAUGAUUGUCCGCGCCCCAGAGUUCCUCAGCACUUUCCAUAUAAGGAUAUAAAAGCCACUACGCUGUGAAUCAACAAGGAGAGAGCCGCCUGGGAGGGGAUCCGAAGAGGAGUCCUCGAAGGGGUUAUGGCACGUGGCGAUUUACUUUUUACAAAAGGCAGCCCAGGGAAAAGAAUGGACUGAGAAAACACUGUACCCAGCUUGACCAUUUCAACGGCCCGCUGUAUGCAAAUCUGGCUGGUGGAACAUUACACACAGCAGUCGUGACCCUUUUGCCUUAGCUGUAGCAAGAGGGAGGGACUCUGCUCCUGUCUCAUGUUUACAGUUAAACGUGCUGCACACCUUUCUUUAUUGCAUUUCGUGGCCCCCCUGAGUGACUGGCCUCCUUGUGGCUCGACAUAAAGGUCUCUCAGUGAACCUGAGCUUCCAGCAGGCUCCAGUGACCGCGGCAACGGCUGGCCAAGACUCAGCUGACCUGCGAGGUAAAUAAGAGGCUUGCAGGGUGAGCGGGCCUCGCUGAAGACGACCUUGCAACACUAUCAGCAUAUGGGACGUGUGUGUGUGUGUGUAUGUCAGAGAGAGGGGUCUCAGUUACACCGUCCCACAGUGACAAAGGGGACAGCAAAGGAUGGGGUUGGUCAGGGCUAUGAUGGAGUAUAUUAAAGCCGAUUUCCUAGUCACCUGCCUGCGUCACUGCCUUUGACACAAACAUAUACACCCACACCCAGCAUGCUUUUGUAUGGACGAGGCAUCAUACUGAUUUUCUUUAAAAGUCUUAUUUUAAUAAAUCAAAAGUACAGAUAUCUACAAAACUGUAGAUCAAUUUUCAUAUGAUUUUAGAAAGUACAGUACAUUUUUUUUGUUUUGUUUGUUUUUACGUAGAUCUCUUUUUAGAGUGUUAUUUACAAUUUUUUUUCCAAAAGGUAACUUAAUUUUUUUUUCUCCCCAUAUACCUCUAAAAUCAACAGAUACAUGAAAACAGUCCUUGAAAACAUAAAACAAAAACAAGAGAGAACUGGUAUAUGAUAUGAAUUAGACAGCAAUGCAAGAAAGAAAGAAAGAAAAAAAACAAAAAACAAAAACAGUAAGAGCCGAAAACCUAUUGGGAGAAGUGUGAGGGCACGAUUUGAGUGGUGGCGUGCAGUACU
This is a messenger RNA of Engraulis encrasicolus (European anchovy), 1660 nucleotides long. RefSeq names its product calcium and integrin binding family member 3 (gene cib3). Gene Ontology annotation, biological process: calcium ion homeostasis. Gene Ontology annotation, molecular function: calcium ion binding; magnesium ion binding. NCBI's taxonomy places the organism in Eukaryota, Metazoa, Chordata, Actinopteri, Clupeiformes, Engraulidae. The coding region runs from base 1 to 564 and encodes 187 amino acids. The transcript has 6 exons. The record is from RefSeq and is a predicted model, not a curated record.